UUGGGGUCGAUUUUGAUGAAUUCGGGGUCGAUUUUGAUGAAUUCGGGGCCGAACUUCCCGAAUUUCGGGGUGAAUUCUCCGAAUUUUGGGUGCAAACCCCGGGAUUUUGGCUCAGACUGGAACACCCUGAUCGUGGGGAAACUCUCGCCCUGGAUCCGCCCGGAUUCGCCGCUGGAACACGUCCGGAAAAACUCCCAAAAAGCCCUGCGUCAGGAGCUGGAUUUCGGCGCUUACCUGGGCCUGGCCGCUCACCUGGUGCCGCUGCGGGGGGGGCACAACCCCAACCUGGCCCGGGGGCUGAGCGCCCACCUGCACAGCGGCCACCACGCCACACAGGU
Molecule: messenger RNA, 338 nt
Organism: Cyanistes caeruleus (blue tit)
Lineage: Eukaryota; Metazoa; Chordata; Aves; Passeriformes; Paridae
Source: RefSeq, a predicted model, not a curated record